This is a messenger RNA of Brugia malayi, 240 nucleotides long. RefSeq lists its product as uncharacterized. The record is from RefSeq and is a predicted model, not a curated record. The coding region runs from base 1 to 240 and encodes 79 amino acids. Lineage: Eukaryota; Metazoa; Nematoda; Chromadorea; Rhabditida; Onchocercidae. Gene Ontology annotation, biological process: negative regulation of protein kinase activity. Gene Ontology annotation, molecular function: cAMP-dependent protein kinase inhibitor activity. The transcript is spliced from 2 exons.
AUGGGCGAAAUGGAUGAUGUCGUAGAAGGAAAAGGUGGUAGUACGACGGAAGAUGAUCAAAUGAAAAAUUUUGUCAAUUCCGGCCGUAGUGGCAGACGGAAUGCUAUACCGGAAGUUGACGCGGAAGGGAUAGAUCCGGGUGCUGCAAAACUUGCAGAACGCUUAUCAUCAAUGAACACAGUUAGCCGAGAUGAUUGCACUAUAAGUGAUGCUACAGGAGAAAAAGAUACGGAUAGUUAG